Kluyveromyces marxianus DMKU3-1042 is the source of this 552-nucleotide messenger RNA. RefSeq names its product aminoacyl-tRNA hydrolase (gene PTH1). Bases 1 to 552 code for a protein of 183 amino acids. The transcript has a single exon. Gene Ontology annotation, molecular function: peptidyl-tRNA hydrolase activity. The record is from RefSeq and is a predicted model, not a curated record. NCBI's taxonomy places the organism in Eukaryota, Fungi, Ascomycota, Saccharomycetes, Saccharomycetales, Saccharomycetaceae.
AUGCAAAGACUACUAUGCCUUAGUGCUUUGGGAAAUCCGGAGCCUAUGUAUGAAAACACUAGACACAAUGCUGGCAUGAUAAUGCUACGAAUGAUUAAAAACGAAUUAUGCAGGAACUUACCUUUGAAACAAUCCACAGUUUCACCACAUAUCGAGUAUUGCCACGACCCUAAACUCAAUCUUGUAAUGCUUUUCAAUAGAACCCAAUAUAUGAAUUUAUCCGGCCAUGCCUUCAUUCCGGCAUGGAGAAAAUUGCCUCACGACACAUUUCAUGUAGUAUUACAUGAUGAGUUAAACAUUCCUACUGGUAAGGUACAGUUCAGAAAACCAGGAACAAGUUUUAGGGGGCAUAACGGACUGCGAGACAUCAUUAAAAUGAAGGGCAAUGAUGAUUUUCAUAAAUUGGGAAUCGGUAUCGAUAGACCAAAUUCAAAGGAUCCGAAAGUAGUUGCUGACUAUGUACUAUCAAAGUUCACACAUCAAGAAAUCUUGCAAUUAGAACUGGAGGCCUUUCCUCGCUCCUUAGAGCACAUAAGGAAGUUACUUCCGUGA